Messenger RNA from Microbotryum saponariae, 996 nucleotides. Lineage: Eukaryota; Fungi; Basidiomycota; Microbotryomycetes; Microbotryales; Microbotryaceae. The record is from the annotation of a GenBank genome assembly.
AUGACCGUGUGUACCCACUGCAAGGCUCGACACUGGGAGUGCGAAAGGACGAAGUCGACCGGACACUUCAGCACGUGCUGCUCGCAGGGCAAGGUGCAGCUACCUCCCUCUCUCCGGCCCAAUCCCAACUUUCAACAGCUACUUGAAGGCUCGGAUAGCGGUCAGUUGCUCCGUCCAACGUCAUUCGUCUGUAGUAGACCCACAUGCUGAACUGUGCGACCCACCUACACAGAAGCUAAGGCAUUGCGGCGUUCCGCGAGAAUGCCCGGUGGUACAACAACGCGCUGUCGUUCACUUCGCUCGCUACCCACUUUGACCAGACUCGACCAGGCACUCAAGGACCCCGCAUGUUUUGCGUUUUUGGUUGCUUUUAGCAUCGACUCGCCGCCUUGAUUCCUGCCGUCAAUCAACGUCCAGCCUUUGCCCACAUGGCUCAUCGACCCGGCCGAGGCCACUGAUACUCGACUGGGACCCGACGGCGCAGACAGUCGCAUACAAAGAUCUACUUUGACCAACCUCGAGUCCAUGUUGCGUACCAAGAAUCACUUUGUGAGGGAGUUCGCAUCGGCCAAAACCCGCGCAGGUUGGGACACGGCCAAAGAGUCGGCCCUGCGCCUCUGCCUACCACCUGGCCGAGACCGACGCACCCACAACCUUCCUACGUCGAGCACGGAAAUGGCGAUGCUUAUCUGCGAUUCCGAGACCAACACGGGAGAUCGUGGACCUCAAGACCUUAUUCUCCAGGUGCACGGUGAUCGAUGUCCCGAUGGUCGGCCCAAGUACCAAGUCAUCAGCUCGCUCCAUCCGUCUGCGUUGCCUCUCCGGUACCCACUACUCUUACCCGCAGAGGAAGAUAGCUUCCACAUCAACAAAAGGACGGCGCUGAAAUACACCUACAAAGCAUACAAACUGGACCCGGACAGGCAACGUGAGAGGCUUACCAUUCCCGCACCGCAACGUAACUCUUUUGCCGCCCAUUUAGUAGGUUGGAGAUAG